AUGACUCAAAACAGGAAAGCUGAUUUGCUUGAGGUUUUAUAAUUUAUUGUAGAAAUAGAUGUUAAAAUCUACAAUUUAAUAAUUGAAAUGCUCUUAAAGGAAAGGGAUUCAGAUACUCUAAAAUUUCUUUCGAAUUAAUGUCAAAUUAGUUAUGAAAAAUACUUAUUUUUAUGUGACAAUCUAUAGCAUUUUGAUAAGUAUUGGAAAAUAGAUGCUGUUAAAUGCAACAUUAAGAAAAUUACAAAUGUUCUCUCAAUAAUAAAGGAGCAUGAAUUUAAUAAACAGAAUUACUCGAUAGGUGAUUAUGAAGAGAUUAAAAAGGGUCUGGCCAUAAAAAUAUCGUUGGAUAAGAACAUUAUAGAAUUUCUGAUAUUUUUAGUUCAUCUUACUGCUUUUGACGAGAGAUACAUCUAGUGUGGAUCGAAUUCUCUUCAUUUAUUAAUUUUGAUGAAAAUUGAUUUGAAAGAAUAAUGUUUUUGAGAAUAUUAGAAUUAGAAAUACAUCCUUAGCAGGAGCAAAUUUAGUAAGAUGUGACUUAAGCGGAUCAUAAUUUGACAAUGUUAUUAUUAGUGGAAUGAACUUAAAUUAAGCCAAAUUAUUUUAUUGUAAGUGGAGGAAUAUAAAAAUAGAUGAGUUAAAUAAGUGUAAUGGUCACCUUAAUAGUGUUAAUGAAGUUUGCUUUUCUUCAGAUGGUAAUUCGGUAAUAUCUUGCAGUGACGAUAAAUCAAUUUGUUUUUGGGAUGUGAAAACAGGGAAAAUAAAGAGUAUAAUCAGAGGCAAGGGAAAGGUAAAAUCAGUAUGCUUAUCAUCUAAUAGUACUACAUUAUCUUUUUGUUGUGGAGAAAUUGUACAUUUACUGAAUUUUAGAACAAGGAAAUAAAUAUCUAAAUUAAUUGGUCAUAUUGGCACCAUUACUUCAGUAUGUUUCUCAUUUGAUGGUACCACAUUAGCAUCUGGUAGUUAUGAUAACUCUAUUCGUUUAUUUAAUGUUAAGACAGGAUAAUAAAUAGAAAAAUUAGUUGGGCAUUCGAGUUGGGUUAAUUAAGUCUGUUUUUCUCCUGAUGGUAUUACGUUAGCAUCUGGUAGUGAAGAUAACUCUAUUCGGUUAUGGGAUAUUAAGACAGGAUAAUAGAAAGCCAAAUUAGAUGGUCAUUCAAAUAAUGUUUGUUCAGUAGGUUUCUCUCAUGAUGGAAUUACAUUAGCAUCAGGUGGUGGAGAUAAGUCUAUUUGUCUUUGGAAUGUUAAGACAGGAUAAUUAAAAGCCAAAUUAGAUGGUCAUUCAUCAACUAUUACUUCUGUCAAUUUUUCUCCUGAUGGUACUAUAUUAGUAUCCAGUAGUUAUGAUAGGUCUAUUUGUAUUUGGGAUUUUAAGACAGGAUAAUUAAAAGCCAAAUUAGUUGGUCAUUCAUCAACUGUUGCUUCAGUCAAUUUCUCUCCUGAUGGUACUACAUUAGUAUCUGGUAGUUAUGAUAAGACUAUUCGUAUUUGAGAUCCUAAGGCAGCAUAUAAAAAAGCCAAAUUAGAUGGUCUUUCAGGAACUGUAUGGUCAGUCAAUUUCUCUUGUGAUGGUACUACAUUAGCAUCUGGUAGCGAUGAUAAGUCUAUCAUUUUAUGGGAUGUUGAAACAGGAUAAUAAAAAGCUAGAUUAGAUGGUCACUCAAGUUAUGUUUAUACAGUCAAUUUCUCUCCUGAUGGUACUACAUUAGCAUCUGGGAGUGAUGAUAAGUCUAUCCGCAUAUGGGAUGCUAGGACAGGAUAAUAAAAAGCAAAAUUAGAUGGUCAUUCAAGUUAUGUUAGAUCAGCCAAUUUCACUCCUGAUGGUAAUGCAUUAGCUUCUGGUAGUGAUGAUAAUUCUAUCCGUAUAUGGGAUGUUAAAACAGGAUAAUAAAAAGCAAAAUUAGAUGGUCACUCAUCAACUGUUACUUCACUCAAUUUCUCUCCUGAUGGUACUAAAUUAGUAUCUGGUAGUUAUGAUAAGUCUAUCCAAUUAUGGGAUGUUAAGAAAGAAUAUAAAGGAGCCAAAUUAGAUGGUCAUUUAGGAGCUGUAUGGUCAGUCAAUUUCUCUCCUGAUGGAACUACAUUAGCAUCUGGAAGUGGAGAUAAGUCUAUCUGUUUAUGGGAUGUGAAGACGAGAAAAUAAAAAGCCAAAUUAGAUGGUCACUCAUCAACUGUUACUUCGCUCAAUUUCUCUCCUGAUGGUACUAUUUUAGCAUCUGGUGGCUCAGAUCAGUCUAUCCGUUUAUGGGAAGUUAAAACAGGGUAAUAAAAAGCCAAAUUAGAUGGCCAUUCAUCCACUGUUACUUCACUCAAUUUCUCUCCUGAUGGUAAAAUAUUAGCAUCUGGUAGCUCAGAUCAGUCUAUCCGUUUAUGGGAGGUUAAGACAAGAUAAUCAAAAGCCAAAUUAGAUUGUCAUUUGAAUAAUGUUAGACCUGUUUGUUUCUCUUCUGACGGUACUACGUUAGCAUCUGAUAGUUAUGAUGAGUCUACUCGUUUAUGGGACGUACGAUCUCGAAAACAAAUCUUAACUUCAAAUAAUCUAUAUAAGGAUAUUUUAGCUUAAUUUUAGCCUUUAAUAAUUAAUAAUCUAGUCUCUCCAAAAAUUUGUAUUUAUUUUUAAUAUUCUUUUAAGCAACUUCUAAUUUAACAAUUUUAAAUAUUUCCUAAUAUUAAAAUUUAGAAGCUUAAGGAGCAUUUAUUUUGA
Paramecium octaurelia is the source of this 2701-nucleotide messenger RNA. The record is from the annotation of a GenBank genome assembly. Lineage: Eukaryota; Ciliophora; Oligohymenophorea; Peniculida; Parameciidae.